AUGGGGGGCUGCGUGUCGAUCGAGGAGGACCCCAGAGGCCGAGUGGGGCCAGCACCUAGCCGCUCAUCAUCCCGCGCAACCCAUUCAAACCGCGUUGCUCCGCAAAGCCCCUCGACGGCAAGCAAGCGCUCGGCGCGCAAGUCCUCCCCGAUGCGAUCCCCUUCCUCCGCUUCCGCUUCCGCGUAUCGUUCCGGCGGACUCCUACCCAAAUCCAACGAGAGCAACGUCAGUGCCGCCAGUGGCGGGAGCGGAAGCGGCCGCCGAUCCUGCCCGCAAACACCGCGUGGGGGUUCCGCCGGCGGCUUCCGGACUCCCCCUGGCAGCGGCGGGCUAGGUUCCGGCCGACGCGGCGGCGCGCUUGCGGAUCGAACGGCUCUGGCGAACGGCGGGGUUGCUAUGUCAUCGCUGCGCGAAUUCUCGUACCAGGAGCUAUGGAUAGCGACGCGGAAAUUCGAAAAGGAAGGGAAGCUGGGGGAAGGCGGAUUCGGGAGCGUUUUCCGAGGAGCGAUCGAAGAGGAUGUUUGCGCUUCAGGCGCGGGGAUGGGCGCGGGGGGCGGAGAGGGCGGAAAGCGAAAGGUGCAGGUUGCGGUAAAGGUGCUGAAUCAAGGGGGGCAGCAGGGGGAGACGGAAUGGAAGACAGAGGUUCGGUACCUAAGCGAGCUUCGGCACCCGAACCUGGUGCGGCUAGUCGGGUACUGCUCGGACGGGCAUCACCGGCUGUUGGCUUACGAGUAUCUUCCAUACGGCAGCCUCGAGCGAUUCCUCUUCACUCGCGCCAUCCAGCCCCUGCCAUGGGCGGUGCGCAUGAAGGUGGCUCUGCACGCGGCGCAGGGCCUGGCUUAUCUGCACGAGGAGGCGGACCGGCAGAUCAUCUACCGCGACUUUAAGGCGUCCAACAUUCUGCUGGACGAGGACUUCAAUGCGAAGCUCUCUGAUUUCGGGCUGGCAAAGGACGGCCCCGAGGGCAACCAGACGCACGUGUCAACGCGGGUCAUGGGCACAUACGGCUACGCCGCCCCCGAGUACAUGAUGACCGGCCACCUCACCGCCAAGUCAGACGUCUACAGCUUCGGAGUCGUGCUGCUGGAAAUGAUUAGCGGGCGGCGGGCCAUGGAGCCGGAGUUCCCGAGGCGGCAGCAAAAUAUCGUAGAGUGGGCGCGGCCGUUUUUGGUCGAUCCGUCAAAGAUGCUGCUAUUGGUGGAUCCUAGGGUGGGCGGCGAGUAUUCGGUGAAGGGUGCGCAGCGGGCGGCGGUUUUGGCGCGCAAGUGCUUGAACAAGGACCCGCACGCGCGGCCACUAAUGUCGGAAGCGGUUCGGGUGCUUUCUUCGCUACAGAAUUUGACGGAUUUUGCGAGUAAGCUGGAUCAGGCUCAGCGGCUACACGGUGCUUAG
Molecule: messenger RNA, 1392 nt
Organism: Closterium sp. Naga37s-1
Lineage: Eukaryota; Viridiplantae; Streptophyta; Zygnematophyceae; Desmidiales; Closteriaceae
Source: the annotation of a GenBank genome assembly